Molecule: messenger RNA, 4896 nt
Organism: Rotaria sordida
Lineage: Eukaryota; Metazoa; Rotifera; Eurotatoria; Philodinida; Philodinidae
Source: the annotation of a GenBank genome assembly
AUGUCAACUUUAGAACAAAAGAUAGACGAUGAAGAAGCUCAAUCUGAAAGAACUGGAUAUGUUCCUGAUCCAUUAUCCAAUCCACAAGAAUGUACUAAUUUAGAUGUUAUUCCUAUCAAUAACAGUGGUGUUCUCGAUGUUAAUGGUUCAUCAGUAUCUUCAGAUGAGAUUGCUAAUUACUUUUUGCACAAAAUAAAAAAUAAUGGAAAUAAUGAUCAGACAGUUACUGAAAACGUUUACCUAAUUCCACAUUCGUCGAAACCUGUAAAUGAAUAUUUCAAUCCAAAAUUAUUAACAGGUUUAUAUCCAACUUUAUUCUGUUAUGGACGAGGAGCACCUGAAGAUCAAUCACGUCCAAUUGAAAUCAAAUUCAAAGAACAUAUACGUUAUCUAUUAUCUUAUAAUGAUCGUCGUUUUGAAACAAAUCACAGUUUCAUAUUUGUAGUCUUCAAUUUAUUGCAACGACGUGAUGCUUGUUUUCAUGCUCAAUUGAUCGCAACAAAACCUUAUUUUCAUGCAUCUGCUAAUGAAAUUCAAUCAAUAAAUAGCAAAGAUAUUGAAAUGGCUCUUGACAACAAUUCCAAAAGAAAAUACAAUACAGAAUCAAAUAGUGCAUUAAACAAACUUUUACAACAUAUUAAAACUAUUGGUGGUCGAGUUAUGGGUUCAGCAUAUUCAAGAACAGCUUUACGUACUCGAAUUCAUGCACUUAUUUUUAAUCAAGGUCUACCCAGUAUAUUUCUUACAUUAAAUCCGGCCGAUAUUCAUAGUCCUGUGGCAUUAUAUUUUGCUGGUGUUCAACUCAAUUUAGAUAAGAUCCAAAAUGAACAACUUAUGGACACUUACAAAAGAGCUGAAAUUAUAGCAUCUCAUCCAGUUGCUACUGCCAAAUUUUUUCACUUAUUGAUUACCAAUAUCUUAGAUGCUGUGAUAAUGGGUGGUGUUCUUGGACCAAUAAAGGCUUAUUUCGGUACUGUUGAAAGUCAAGGCCGAGGUUCACUUCAUUUACAUCUGCUUAUUUGGCUUGAUCAUGAUAUGAAACCAGCUGAUAUGAAAGAAAAAAUUCAAGAUGCUACUUUUCGUAAUAAGUUAAAAGCAUAUUUAGAAGAUAUUAUCAAAGAAGAUUUAGAUGAUUUCAAAGAUAAGCAAGUCAUCGAACCUUCAGAUGUAGUGCCGAGGUCAUUCAACACUCCUACACGAUUAUCACAAGACAAUAUUUAUACCGCUUUACGUACUAUUGAUUUGACAGGCUUUGCAGAAAAUACAGAUGAAUUUCCAAUUCCGUCAACACCGGCGAAACAACACCAAUCUUCUCCAUCAAUUCCUUACAGAUCCCCAUCAAUUCCUUAUAGGUCUCCAAUAGUAACACCAUUGCCACAAACGCCAGCACAUGAUCGAUCAACAAUCAAUAUGAAUAUUUCAUAUAAUCAAUUAAACCUACUUCCAGCUUGCUUACCUACUCCGAAUCCAUCAUCGCCUAAUUUUAUAUCACGAUUUCGUGCUGAUGUCACACAACUCGUUGAGUCGGACAACACUCAUAAAAAUAGUGACAGAUGUUACAAAUAUUAUAAUGCGAAUCGAGGUGACAAGAAGAUUUGUUGUAUGCGUAUGCCACGAAAACUAGUACCAGUGUCGACAAUCGAUCCUGAUACAGGUCAUAUUUCGAUGCGACGAUCAGAUCCAUGGAUCAACAAUUUCAACGAAUAUCUUAUUUCAGCUUGUCGUUCCAAUAUGGAUAUUAAAUUUAUUUGGACUGGUAGUGAUGCUAAAGCUUUAGUUUAUUACAUUACUGAUUACGUUACCAAGAUGAGUCUAUCUUUUCAUGAUACAUUUUCUCUUGUACAAAAAAGUAUCACAUCAUUACAAAAUUCAAACAAUCAAUUAGAUAACGAAAAUAUAAUUGAAAAAUCACGUAAACUCGUUCUGCGUUGCUAUAAUACACUUGCUUCUCAACAAGAAUUGUCUGGUGUUCAAGUUGCUUCUUAUCUUAUGGAUUGGAAUGACCAUUACACAACACACAAGUUUCAAGGUCUUUAUUUAAUUCAAACUGAACGAUUUUUACAAAUUGAAUUGAAUGAAAUGCGCACGAAGCAAAAUCUCCAACUAGCAUCACAUGAUGUAAUUGACAAUGAAGAUGUGUAUGAUGAUGAAAUAAUUAAUGAUGAAAAUAGCGACGAAGAACAUUUCCAAGUUCAAUCGACAGAAGAUAAAAACAAUUUUAUACUUGUUAAUACACGCAUUGAUUAUCAAUAUCGUUCAGACAACCUCAACAACACAUGUUUAUACGAUUUUGUCGGUACAUUUUAUAGGAAAAAAAUCAAUGAAACAGAUUUGAAAUACUUAUCAAACGCUUCUACGACAGAAAAACGACAAGAUAACCAAAAAGGUCGACCAUCUAAUGAACGUUUUUCUUUUCAAGAAGAGCAUCCUCAAGCAGCAACACAUAUACUGAUGAAAUACAGUCAACUUCAUGUACCGGUUCUUUAUGGUCCUCAAAUUUCUCGACAAGAUCGUGAUGACACUCGUGAACGAUACAAUCGAGCACUUCUCACACUUUUUGUACCAUGGCGCAAUGCAAUUGAUCUUUGUGACGUCGAUGAAACAUGGGAAGAUGCAUUUGAAUCUCGAAAAGAUCUUAUUUCUGCCCACUCGUGGAAGAUUAUAGAAAAUAUUCAGCUUUUACAUGAAUGUAAAAAGGACCGUGAUGAACAUUUACUUCAAGUUAUUGCUGAAGCACAAGUCGAGAAUGAUUCGAUUGAUCCUGCAUUUUUACCAUCGAAUCAAGAUGCUGAUAGUGAAUACGAAGUAGAUGAUAUCGACGAUUUAAUUCAAUUAAUAGGAAAUGUAGACGAAUUUACAGUUGCUGCAAUUAAUGCAACGAAAAAUUCAACAGAAAAUGUGUAUAUUCGAGAAACUGUUGAAGCCGUGGAAAAGGUUGGACGGUUUAAUCAUAUGAAUCAACAUGACCAACAUGUUUCAAAUACAGUCAUCGAUCGACAAAUUGUACCAUUCGUUUCCGCAACGCCUAAUCUUAUUAAACUUAAUUCAAAAUGGCAAGACCAACUGAAGAUUGAAAAAGAACGAGUUAGACGCAGCUUAAUUUCGGGGAAACACUCUAAAGAUGAUGAUACAUUGGAUUUUAAUGAUGUAACUGAUGCCGUUAUAACAGUCAUUAAUCCAUAUAAUAAUCAAAGCAAUUUUGAAAAAUAUUCGUCAAUUCCUCCAGUACUUGUAGUUAAAAACAAUUUUUCAGCUCAAAAUAGUAUCAUUGAUGAAUUUACAUUGAAUAAAGAACAAAGAGCUGCAUUUUUGAUAAUAACAAAUCAUCUUGAUGGUGACAGUCGAUGUCGCAAAGACGGCAAUAAUGGUCAGCUCAUAAUGUGCAUACCUGGAUGUGGUGGAACGGGCAAAUCACAAUUGAUUCGUGCUCUCACAAAAUAUUUUUUUAUUACAAAAAGAAUACAAAUGAUGCGAAAACUUGCACCUACUGGAAUUGCAGCAGCUGAAAUUGAUGGUAUGACAAUUCAUUCAUUUUUAGGCGAACAACGUAAUUCCGGAAAGCCACGCAUCAUUAAACCAGGUAAUUCCAAACUUGAAAAAGAAUGGAGACCUGUCGAGUAUCUCCUAAUUGAUGAGAUGAGUAUGGUUGGCUUAACUUUAUUAGCAAAACUUAACAGAAUAAUAUGCUCUGCAAAACAUGUCGAUCCUCAAGUUCCAUUUGGUGGUGUGAACGUAAUCUUCUUUGGUGAUCACUUACAAUAUCGACCAAUCUAUGAUUCACCAUUACACACCGAUUUUUCAUUACCAUCAAAAAAGAAACAAGGCAAACCAUCAUCUGAAAAAGAAAUUCAACAACGUGUUGCAUGUUCCUUAAUUCUUCAAAUUAAUUGUGUGGCGAAACUUACACAACAGAUGCGAACAGAAGAUUUACGAUAUCUUCAACUGCUCGAUCGACUUCGCCAUGGACAAUGCAAUUAUGAUGAUUAUGAAUUAUUGCAAACACGAGUUGUUGGACAGCCAUCAAUAGAAUCUCUACAUGAUUCACCAUGGAACAAAGCUCCUAUUCUCGUGUUUCGAAAUGAAGUUCGCACACAAUUAAACAACAAGGCAGCAAUUCACAAUGCAACACAAAUAGGUCACCCACCAAUGGUAUGCGUCGCUCAAGAUACUUGCAACGGCAAACCAGUCGAAGAUCCAAUAUUAGUUAAAAGAUUAUUAGCAUUAUCUGAUAGCAAAACAGAACAUUUACCUGGUUUACUGCCUUUUGUUCCAGGAAUGCCUGUUAUUUUAACACAAAAUAUUGCUACUGAACUGGGUCUUAUCAAUGGCAUUAAUGGAAUAUUUCGACAACUAGUAUAUCAUGAAGAAUCGGUGUCAACAGAAAGUUUAUCGGAAAUAUUUCCGAAUAACACGCAAUAUAUUCGUCGACCAAUAUAUGCUUUGAUCGAAAUUACUAAGUCGAAGAUUGAAUGCAAACUUGAAGAUCUUCAACCAAAACUUAUUCCAAUUCCGUUAGUUGAACAAACAUUUCGUGUCGACGUUGCCGAUAUUCUUCCAAAAGACAAAAAACCAAAAUCAAAUCAAAAGACAAUUUUAUCAAUUAAACGAUCUGCACUACCACUUGUACCUGCUUAUUGUAUUACAACACAUAAAAGCCAAGGUCAAACUUUGAAUAAAGUCGUUAUUGAUUUGAAACUGCCAAAUGAAACUGAUGAUAUUGCAGCUGUAUAUGUACCACUAUCUCGUGUGAAACGUUUGGUCGAUCUAGCUAUCCUACGGCCAUUCGAUUACAAAGUUUUACUUAUGAAACCAAAUAAAUCUCAAGUAGCCGAAAUGGAACGGCUUGACCAACUAUAUACAAACACACAAAGGCGUUUCUCAGAGUGGUUUCAAUAA